GUCCAGAAUAGAACGGUCAGACUGGACUGAUCCCAAACACGCCCGGAUACAGCGAACGGUCUGACUGUCACGUUGAAUGAUUAAACCAACUUUACUGGUAAACGAUGUGACCCUGCGUGGAAAAAACCUCGGCGAGGACCGCAGGAAUCAGAUGACAGCCAACUUUGGCAGCUGGGAGAGGCGCACCGCAACAACAUGGCAUCUCAGCCGAGUGCGUACAACGAAGAAAGGAACCUUCUUCGCCGCCGAGCUUGGGAACAGAGGAUCCAAGAAACAAGUCAAACCAAAGAAUUUAACCCUGAAAAUGUGCCACUUUUUGGGGAACCAUACAAGACAAACAAAGGGGAUGAGCUUUCCAAUCGAAUCCAAAGGAUGCUGGGCAGUUAUGAAGAUGUGAAUAUUCCCUGUUCUUUUUCCCUAGAGGGUUUACCUAUUCCUACCAAAUCUUCACAGUCCCAUCAGAGUCAGACAAACGAACAUAAAUCAACAAAAACUCCAUUCCUCAAUCAGGACUUUCACACAUCUACCCAGAACGGGACGUCAAGUAACAGCUUUCCCUCUCAUCCUGUGAGGGUGCCUACUGUUGUGUCUUCUCCAAACCACCAUAAACAUUUUUCCACUCUUUCAAAGACUUCUUUGAACCACAGUUCAGUCACCAAGUUCAGUUCAGUACAGCAACAAAAGGAGAGCGAACUCUUCGCAGAUCUCAGGGGAUGUGUUGGCCUUCAUCAAGAAAUGUCUGCCCAGUCUUCAGAUGCUAAGCCUUUGAACCUUCUACAUUCCACUGACCAUAAUAUUGACAUGGAUACUAGGGACACUUUUGUUAGGCAUCAGCUUCAAGGGUCUACAAAUUAUUCCUCCGAGUCUGCCGGUACCAUGGAUGCUUCCACACUGAACAUUAGGCAUUCACCUAAAGAUGCGUCUCUGCCUCAAACAAAGACUAACACCCUACCCUCCCAGACAUUUACUUCACUGCUUUCAUCCAAGCAGUCUGGGACAGCAAUGACCCAGAAACCAACAGCGUAUGUGCGUCCCAUGGACGGCCAGGACCAGGUGGUCAAUGAGUCACCCAAUCUGAAGCCAUCUCCAGAACAUUAUGUACCACUUCCAGACCUAAUAAACAAUUCUGACUCUCUCAAAACAAAGAAUAUGCCACAGUAUAUGGAGACAACAGAAGAACUUGAGUGUGUGGAAGACAUCUUGAUGGAAAUGACUCACUCAUGGCCCCCUCUACUGACAGCUGUACACACACCUUGUUCUACUGAACCCUCCCAAUCUCCAUUCCCAGCCAAGGAAGCAGAACAAAUCACAUUAUGUCCAGAACAAAACAAUCCUGAUACCUCUCCUGUAGCUCUGUCUCAUUUCAACAAGCAGAGCUCCUCAGUUCCAGUGAACGCUGCACAUUCCAGCGGUGCAGAGAUGUCGAGCUCCAGUGAGUCAGAGAGCAGCCGUGAGUCGGACAGUGAAGGCUCCACCGAGGAGACACUUCAACUACCAGAAGGCAGCUUAGUUAAAACCGAGCCUGACGCUCCAGUAGUGAAUUAUGGUGACUGGCAGCUGGUGCACUUUAUCAGAUCCAGUCAUCAAAAGUCCAACGCUGAUUCGUCUGUCUCUCAGAGUCCCUCUCACAAGCAGCUGCUGCCCACUCAAAGCUCCAAACUGGCCAGUGGAGAGACCAGUAAGACGUCUACGCUUUCCAAACUUCAGCCUUUUUCUGAACAAAAAGAUCCUGGAGAUGAUCUGCCGGUUCCUCAGCAGUGCAAGGAAAUCCACCAGAACAACUACCUCUGCCAGCAGAGUCACAACAAAUCUCUUUCUCCUGAAGUGAGUUGCUUUAAUAACCCCCUGAAACUCUCAAAGCAAGCGACAGAUGACUCGGAUCACACUGAAGCAGCACUUGAUGUGAAGUGUGAGGACUUUGCAACCACACAAACAAAAAAAGAGUUGCGUUUUCCAGAUAGACCCAAGAUAAAGACAAAAACUGGGCAUCGGAAGAAGAACAGCACUGACAUAAAAAAAGACAUUAAAAGGACUAAAUACACCAAAGUUGUUGAGAAGCAGAAGGUUGAAUCAGAAGUCACACCUGUGCUGUACGGCCACUGUCCAUUAUGUGGUGUGAGUUACCCCAACACCUGUUCCUGCCCCACCCAGAGUCCUGCUCAGCCUGCUGAACCGUCCUCUGCCCCACCCAUUAAAACCAGCUGUAAAAAAGCCAAGAAAGAGACUGUACAGCAGAGCAGCAACAAGGUACCACAGAAAUCAACCUUCAAGCACUUGGAGAAGUCUGGGAAUGUAGCCAAGGCAUCCCAAGACAAAUCUCAGCUACCUAGAUCCCUGUUGGUCAAGAUAGACCUAAGUCUGCUCGCAAGGGUACCCCAGACGUCCAUCACUCACGAAGGGACUCCCAGCAGUGCAAAGAGACCUUUGGUCUUAGAGAAACAUGAAGAGGGCGGCGAUGCACACAAACUCACCAAAACCAGGAAAAAGGCUCAAAAUGUUGAGGAAGAAAGUAAAACCCUUCCCAAGAAGAAACAGAAGCUGGAAAACAAGAGCAUCUCAACACCUUGUGCUUCUGUGAAAGUAGAAAGUUCCACCAAGCCGUCCGGGGCACGGGCGCAAAAGAAGGCCAAGAAACAUGUCCAGGACCCAGCAACAUCCAAAGGCGCUUCCACAAACUCAAAGGCGCACAAUCACUGUUCUGGGAAGACACGAAACUCCUACAAGGAGGCUGGAAAGGGCCAAGUUUUCCACGACAACAAGAAGAGCGGUGGAAAACGCACAGACAACCAAAAGCUCCAGCAAAAACCCUCAAAGAGCAGCUGUGCAGUAAAAAUAACUUCACAACCCAUCAGGCCCCUGCUAAUAUUUGAUGAGAGACAGUACCCAGUGAAGUAUUACAUAAAAGAGGCCAAAAAAUUGAAGCACAAGGCAGAUGCAGAGACAAAUAAGCUCAGUAAAGCCUUCAACUAUCUGGAUGCCGCCAUGUUCUUUGUUGAAAGUGGGAUUGCGAUAGAAAAAGAUCCACAGAUUUCAACGUCUUCCUACACGAUGUUUGCAGAGACCGUGGAGCUCCUGAAAUUUGUACUGAAACUAAAAAACCCAGCAGACUCCUCUGCUCCGCCCUCAGAAAAGGACUUUUUAGCUUUAUGUUUAAAGAGCCAGUCUCUCCUGCAAAUGGCCAUGUUUCGCCACAAACAAAACACUGCACUGAACUUUUCAAAAACCCUCACCGAUCACUUUAAUACCUCUGCUCAGGCGACACACAAUCCGCUCAGCAACGUGUCGUCUCCAGCCCACACGUCGGCCAGCUCAGGUCCAGGAUCAAACCAAAGCACCAGCAGCCUGGGGGUGACGAUUCCUCAGGAGAUCGAACAAAUGGUCUUCUCCUACGUCAACAUCACUACGUUGUUCUUAAGCGCUCAUGACCUCUGGGAUCAGGCGGAGGAAGUGGCGCACACAGGCAGUGGUUUGUUAGCAGAACUGGACGCGGUCCUCAGCCCACUGAGCCUGACUUCUACCAUGAGCUCUAUGAUCUGCUACAUAAGACAAGGUGUCCACUGGCUGAGGCUGGACAGCCAAAAGGUAUGA
This is a messenger RNA of Nematolebias whitei (Rio pearlfish), 3588 nucleotides long. RefSeq names its product AF4/FMR2 family member 1. Gene Ontology annotation, biological process: regulation of gene expression. The record is from RefSeq and is a predicted model, not a curated record. Gene Ontology annotation, cellular component: nucleus; super elongation complex. The transcript is spliced from 18 exons. Bases 196 to 3588 code for a protein of 1130 amino acids. Lineage: Eukaryota; Metazoa; Chordata; Actinopteri; Cyprinodontiformes; Rivulidae.